Molecule: messenger RNA, 384 nt
Organism: Drosophila innubila
Lineage: Eukaryota; Metazoa; Arthropoda; Insecta; Diptera; Drosophilidae
Product: major allergen Ani s 1-like
Exons: 3
Coding region: 1-384 (127 amino acids)
Molecular function (GO): serine-type endopeptidase inhibitor activity
Source: RefSeq, a predicted model, not a curated record
AUGAAAUCCUACGAUUCUAAGAUGAAAUUUAUUUUAAUCCUUGCUUGUCUGGUUGUCUAUGUGGUCCAAUCUGAGGCCCAGAGCGUAUCCUCUUGCCGGGGAUAUGUUGCAGCUGCACUCUACGUGGCCCAUAUACGGGCCCAGAGUUGUCGAGGACUUCCCCAUCGUCUGGACUGUAAUGGUGGAAGACAUUCGGGACACUCAGGACAAGGCUGCGGAAACCAUUCCAACAACAAUAUGUGGUACUGGAAUGGGCUUGAAUGCCUAUCGAUGCCCUAUCAUGGAUGUGGCGGCAACAAUAAUCGCUAUUGUACCAAGAGUCAUUGUGAGGAUAAUUGCCAUCGGCGGGGUUAUAAUUCAACUGCAAAAAAAAUAUUUAACUGA